AGUGUAGCCACAUCUGCCCUGGGGCACAGAGACAUUACGUGAAUAAUGCUUCAUUCAUUUCAUUUUCUUUUUAAGAAACGGUCUCUUUAGAAGCUACACGUCGGGGAUCUGCAGGGACAUAAACACAUGUAAACGUGUCAUCAGUAAUAUGGACAAGUGGCGAGUCUUUGCAGGGACUGUGUCUGGGAAUGUUCUUAAUCAGACACAUUCCUUUCAUUCAACCCAACCAAACUGCCAAACUUUUUCUACAAGCUCGGGAACAUCAAAGUCCUCAGGAAGGGGAAGUUUGGGCGUGAUUUUCGAGUCUGGGUGAAACUCCCUUUGAAUCGAGACUAUCGAUGCAGCGCGGCUUUCAACGUGGGCGACAUCGCGCUGAUAAAUGGAGAUGCUGACAGGCAGUCGGGACUUGAUCCGUGAAUAGGAAGGCAGAGGCAUGGAGCAGGAGGACAGCUGCUGGUGCACCUGCGAGGGAGGAGCGGAGGCAGAGGCAGGCUUUCAGUGCCAGAAGGGCUAUCUCAUUCAGCUGCAGAAAGAAAGGCACGGACGACGGAUGGCCCAGUUUGUGGCAGCGGCGCUGCUUCUGCUACUUUGCGGAGUUCUGGCGGUAUUUCUUACGGUCAGACUCGACAGGCCAUGCGACUCAUCUCCUGACAGCCGGGCGGAGCCUAAGACUGACAACCAUUCAUCAGGUGUUACUGAAAAGCUGCUGCAACUGCCAAGUGCAGAGCCUCCAAGCGUCAUGUUGACAGCUCCAGACAGUAACAACACAGUUGGAAAAUAUCUUCUUUGGCAACACGCCCUUGGAGUGGCACACAUUCUAGGAGGAUUUAAUUACUCCAAUGGGAAUCUUGUAGUUCCCAGAAAGGGCCUCUACAGGGUCUUCCUGCAGAUUACGUACGAGAUCGACAGCACAGAGUGUCCAGAUACUGGUGUCCUGAUACUCUCCAACAAUGUGUGUGUCUUCAAAGAUGAUUACAGAGAUGAUCAACCACUCUUGUCGGCCGUGGACACAGUUGUGUGCAGCCAUAGAGUCUUGAAAAAAUCUCUCUUUACAUCCGGCUUAUUUAACUUGGCGGCUAAUGACAUCCUACGUGUAACUUCAUCUCAUCCAAACUACAUAGCUAAGAAUGAACACAAGGUAUUCUUCGGAGCUGAACUUGUCUUUGUCAGAGUCUAACUCUGCAGUUGCUUCAGUAAAGGAUGAACUAAUCAGUGCAGGUUAAUGGCUUACUUUAAAGUCAUCUAUCCACUCAUGCAGCAAUGAGUAGAAUUUUCUCAGCAGCAUAUUUGCUUAAUUUCCAUUUUCUUCUAAUUUUGCUAACAACAGCUGCCUAAACAUUGAUGCAAUUAAGCUACACUAAUCUAAUGUCAUGUAAUUUUUGCAGCAGAUUCUAUGUUGAAUUUCCUGAUAUAUAUUCCAUUUAUUAUAUUACAUAUUAUGCUGGGAAAAUAUUUUUGUAUUCAUACAAAGCAUUUAAUUUAUUCUAAUUUAAUAUAAAUAUAGAUCUGCUCUAUGUUGGACUGGGAUUUGUUUUGUAUUGUUUUUAUAUUAUUUCCUAAUAAUCUGGAGCAUAAAGGUCAUUCACUGGAAACCACAUUGUUAUGAAGCAAGUAACCAAGUAAAACACAGAGGGUGAAUUAUUGCAUUGUGGUUACAAGUAUAUGUGGUGAAUGUCUCAUUAGGAAGUAAUGUUCCCAGAAUGUAGGACAAGUACGGCUUUAUCUAUUUUUAGGCGCAACCAUGUAAAACAAGCCUUAUUUCAUUUUUUUAAACAUGGUCAUCUUGGCCAUCACCAGUUUUCUUCCUAUUAUUAUUUAUUAUUUUAUAAUAGUUUCUAAGGCGAAUCAUUGAAAAUGUAGACUCUGCUGGAGACAGCAAUUUGACCAGGUCAAAUUAGCAGCUGUUACCGAAAGUUUUAAGGUCAGUCAGUGUUUUAGAGCCAAUAUAAAUAGAAAAAGAUGAAGCUUUAAAAGGGCAGAGCUACAUAUGAAACAAUUUGUUUCCUGAAGCCACUUUUCUAAGAAGUUGCCAAAAAUGAUAACAAAUAGAAAGAUCUUAGGCAGACAGUAAUGAAGUGUUUGAAAGGGGGGCUGAUAGAACAGGUAAAGUGUAACAGAAAUAACCAAGAAGUUGUUCCACAAGGAAAGUUACUUUAUGCAAGGCUGGUGUGAUUCUGUAACCUACGAUUCACUGAAAUAAUCCACUCAGGGGGUUUAAUUAGGCACCCUCAAAGAGUUCUAAGCACUACUCCCCAUUUUCACAGUCAACGUGGUAGAAUUGUUAGAGAUCUUAACAUAAUCUGAUCUUAAAUAGACCAAACUAAUUAAAGUACAGUUUUUGCUUUCCUGCUAUCUGCCUGCAGAGGACUGUCUCAGAAGCCCUGAGAGAUCAGAGGAUUUUUCUAACACUGAUGAUGGAAAGAAAAACUGACAUGUUUGAAAUGUUUUAAACUUAAAGGAGGUGUUCUGUGGAAACAUUUAGCCAACGUUCUGUCUGCUGCCUGUUUUGAUCUAGGGAUGGAAUCACCACAUUGAUGCACGGUUCUGUAAAUCUUGAUGUGUAUUAGAAACCUGUUGAAAUAUUUAUUUGGCUUUUUACCUUGUUGUAAUUUUUCCAUUAUUUUUCCAUAGCAGCUGAUGCUUUGUAAUGUGCUAAAAAAGGCGUUUGCUGAUACCUAAUUGUUGAAAUCAUGGCUCGUAGCCAGUUCCUUUUUUCUCAAAUACAUGCUGUGACUGUUCCUUGUUAGACUACAAUUCCCAUUUGUGAACUCCAUAGUUGUGGGCAAUGUUGGUCGGGGUUUCUGCAAUAAAAAUUAAUUCUAAAAACA
This is a messenger RNA of Girardinichthys multiradiatus, 2828 nucleotides long. RefSeq names its product lymphotoxin-alpha-like. Gene Ontology annotation, molecular function: tumor necrosis factor receptor binding. The transcript has 4 exons. The record is from RefSeq and is a predicted model, not a curated record. NCBI's taxonomy places the organism in Eukaryota, Metazoa, Chordata, Actinopteri, Cyprinodontiformes, Goodeidae. Bases 434 to 1177 code for a protein of 247 amino acids. Gene Ontology annotation, biological process: immune response. Gene Ontology annotation, cellular component: membrane.